Molecule: messenger RNA, 3036 nt
Organism: Enterobius vermicularis (human pinworm)
Lineage: Eukaryota; Metazoa; Nematoda; Chromadorea; Rhabditida; Oxyuridae
Source: the annotation of a GenBank genome assembly
AUGAUAUCCGUUAUCAUACUGCUUAUUUCGUCUGCAUCGGUUGUUUGUGCGGAAGCCUUUUUUCAUGGUCAACGGUUAACUCAAGUCCCAUAUUUUACUGAAACGUCAAAAAAUACUUCCUACCGAGAAGGAUCCGCAGCGAAGCUGAUAUGUAAAGCUAACGCAAACCCGCCACCAGUGAUUCUAUGGUACUUCAGAAGCCAACGAAUACUUCCUUCCAAAAAAUAUAUAUUCAUAGAAGAUUCUACUAUUCUUACAGUUUAUCCAUUUAUUAAAAGUGAUACUGGGAGCUACAAAUGUAUUGCGAAAAAUAAAAAUGGCCAACGCGAACACAUCUUCGAUGUUAAAAUGACUGAGAACUCUGCUCCUAUUAUAACUGAUGCUCCUCAGUCUCGAAUUGCUCAGCCGGGUGAACACAUAACCUUCAUGUGUAAAGCAAGCGGAAUGCCUCAACCACAGAUAACAUGGAGUUUUAACGGUUUUCUCCUUAACGACGAUGACAAACAUAUAACGCUUCUAAAUAAUGAUACUGAAUUGGUGAUCAAUCACGUUACACGUGAAGACCAUGGAAAUUAUACUUGCCGAGCCGUAAACUCAUUAGGAGACUCAAGCGCUAAAGCUCAACUUAUUAUCAACAUUCCACAUCAAGAAUCCAUCGACGCUACACUUACUAACGACUUGUUAAAUAAUGUUGUCAGCAAAGCAAAAGAAAAUGUUGAAAAAGCAAUUUUUGAAUCUAGACGAUCGUUCACUUUAAAUGCAACUUCACCAUGGGAGUACCUUCGCAAGUUUAAAUUCAAUAUACCACAAAAUGCUGAGCUAACCAAAGCUCGUGAAAUAUACGAACAAAGUUUGCUUCUUAUACAAGACCACAUCCAAAAAGGACUGAACUUCACCAUAAGCGACCUGCCUACAAACUUUUCAUUCGAAUCCGUGCUUGCUGUUUCGCACAUACAGACCAUCAUGGAGCUUUCUGGAUGCGUUACCGGACCUUUCCGUAACCCCUGCACUUUAAUAUCAUAUGAUGGACAAUGCAAUAAUAUUGAACAUCCAUUUUGGGGUGUAGCGCAAACACCGUUUCGAAGAAAUCUCCCACCAAUUUACGAAAACGGUUUCAAUACACCAGUCGGGUGGAGCCCUGAUAAAUUAUACCACGGAUUUAAGAAACCAAAUCCGAGAACUAUAUCAAUGAAGCUAAUCUCUACCAAAGACAUAACCCCUCAUUUUGGAUAUACAGCAAUGAUAAAGCAGUGGGGACAAUUUCUUGCACAUGAUAUAGAACAGACCGCUCCUGGCCUAGCAAGGCAAACAUAUAUGAAAGGUGCGAUUUGUAAUCGAACAUGUGAAAACCUUGACCCCUGCUAUAACGUUCCAAUACCUCCAGAAGACCCGAGAAUGCAAAUGGAGAAAAAACCUGAAUUUCCAUGUAUUGAAAUUGAAAGAUCUAGCGCAACCUGUGGUUCUGGGCAAACGGGACCAAUAUACCGUCAACUUACUUAUCGAGAACAAAUGAAUAUCCUUACCGCUUUUAUUGAUGCAUCAAAUAUCUACGGCAGUUCUGAGGUUGACGCUCUUGAUCUACGAGACUUGUUCAGUGAUCAUGGGCUACUCCGAUUCGAUAUCGUUUCUACAGCACAACAACCAUAUUUGCCUUUUGAAAGAGAAUCGGCGAUGGAAUGCAGACGUAACAGGUCGCGAGAAAACCCUAUCAGUUGCUUCCUGGCAGGCGAUUACAGAGCAAAUGAACAGUUAGCUCUGCUCAGCAUGCACACUCUGUGGCUACGAGAACAUAACCGUAUAGCAGCAAAAUUUCUUGAAAUAAAUCCUCACUGGGAUGGCGAAACAAUCUACCAAGAAACCAGAAAGCUUAUUGGAGCCAUUUUUCAAUUUAUUACUUAUGAACACUGGUUGCCGAAAGUUCUGGGACAAGAUGCGUACAAACAACUCAUAGGCGAGUAUACAGGAUAUGACCCUGAAGUGAACCCUACCCUCGCCAACAGUUUUUCAGCUGCAGCGCUUCGAUUUGGUCACACCCUUGUCAACCCUGUAAUUUAUCGGCUAGGAAAAGAUUUUGAACCAAUAAAAGAGGGCAAUAUUCCGCUCCACGAAGCAUUUUUCGCUCCAGAACGGCUGCUCUCUGAAGGCGGCAUUGAUCCACUUCUUAGAGGCCUAUUUGGGGCACCAAUGAAGCAACCUACAGAACACCAACUUGUCAACAGCGAGCUGACUAACAAACUAUUCAGCAGAGUUGAAGACCAAAAAGGCAUCGUUGAUUAUUGCAGUCUAUGUACGACCUCGCCACCAUUAAUAUUCAACGAGGAAGAGACCACGGGUUACCCGGAUACCACUGCGAGAACAAAACUACAAGAACUUUACGGACAUCCAGGUAACAUUGAUCUCUGGGUUGGAGCGAUAUCUGAAAGAAGACUAGCGGGAGCCCUGGUAGGACCAACUAUUGCUUGCAUUAUUAGUGACCAAUUCAGACGGCUACGAACAGGCGACAGAUUUUGUUUCACUAUCUCUUUAAAACUAAGAGGUCCUCAAAAACUUGUGGCACUGGUAAAAACUGAAUUUAACCAAAGGUAUGAAAACGAUGGUGUCUUCACCAAACUUCAACUACAGCAGAUUAGAAAAGCUUCACUUUCUGCAGUCCUUUGCAACAGCGGGGAUGAUAUUGACCGCGUUCAGAGAGACGUCUUCGAGUACAUUGGUGAUCGUCAGCCCAACUUUUACGAAAAAUGUUCAAAUAUUCCACAAAUAAAUCUGAACGUGUGGCAGUCGUGCUGUGAGAAGACGUGCUCAGCCAAUAACGAGGCCAACGUCAGAAGAAAGUACGACAGAGGGGCAAUUUUCAGUGAUUCUGGUCAUUGUGAAAAGAAGCGCGGUGCUAACAAGCGAAUACUAAGUGAAAAGUGCGAGCUUAACGGAGUAGUUAGAAAUGAAGGCGAAGAAUGGAAGCUUGACGACUAUAUUACAUGCAAAUGCAAAAAAGGUCACUACGCAUGCGGUGCACCUAAAAGAUAUAGUCGAAAAUAG